This is a messenger RNA of Nyctereutes procyonoides (raccoon dog), 4862 nucleotides long. It is a transcript of the gene SENP1, whose product is annotated as SUMO specific peptidase 1. Gene Ontology annotation, biological process: protein desumoylation. Gene Ontology annotation, molecular function: deSUMOylase activity. Lineage: Eukaryota; Metazoa; Chordata; Mammalia; Carnivora; Canidae. Gene Ontology annotation, cellular component: nucleus. The transcript is spliced from 18 exons. Bases 549 to 2579 code for a protein of 676 amino acids. The record is from RefSeq and is a predicted model, not a curated record.
AGCCUGGGCCGGGAGGCAGCGCCGGGCCGGGCCCAGCGGGCUGGGCCGGGCCGGGCGGAAGCGGGGGGGGCUGUGGGGCCGGCGCUCUUUCCUCCGCCCCGCCCCCUGGGACCCCCUCCCCUCCCCCCCGCGCGCCCCGGGCCGCGCUCCGGCGGGCGGCCGUUAAGUCGGCUUCCCGAGGCCGUUCCCUCAAGGCCCCUUUCUCCUGGGCCGGGGAGAGGCCCGACUCCCCGCUCCCGCCCUCCUCGGCGCCGUGACCUCGGGCCCCGCAUCCCGGGGCGCCGUGCCGGGGAGAAAGGCCGGGCGGGAUCCGGGGGCGCCCCCGCCCGGGCCGGGGCUCGUGUCGCGGGGGGGGGGGGGCGCGCUGCGCGGCGGGAAGCUCCGCUCUCCCGGACACCUGCUUCCCCUCCCGCCUCCCUCGAGACCUCGGUGGCCCUUCUCUCGACUACUUGUGCGUCUCGCGUAAACGUUCCUGCAACUCUCUUACUCGGCGGUGUCCUCCCCCGAGGUGGGAUGACCGCUUAGUGUCGCCACCGCAGACACGGGCUAUGCGCACCCCGGUGCCCGCCGCGGUCCGCUUACCUGGCUCAUCGCCUCCGGGACUUUGUAUCUUUGCUAACGUCAGUGAUGUGAAAAGACCUGACAUGGAUGAUAUUGCUGAUAGGAUGAGGAUGGAUGCUGGAGAAGUAACUUUAGUGAACCACAACUCCAUAUUCAAAACCCAUCUCCUGGCACAGACAAGUUUUCCAGAGGACCACCUUUCAUUUUCUGACCAUCAGAUUUUACCUUCCAGGGAAGGAAAUUUGGACCGAUCUUAUACAUGUUCAACAAGAAGUGCAGCUUGUAACCCAAAUUAUUAUUCAGACAACCCUUCCUCAGACAGUUUUCUUGGCUCAGGAGAUUUAAGAACCUUUGGCCAGAGUGCAAAUGGCCAGUGGAGAAAUUCCACUCCAGCAUCAGGUUCAGCUUUACAAAAAUCAAGGAACAGCCGAAGUCUUUACCUCGAAACCCGAAAGACCUCAAGUGGAUUAUCAAACACUUUUACAGGAAAGUCAAACCAUCACUGCCAUGUGUCUGCAUAUGAAAAAUCGUUUCCUAUUAAGCCUGUUCCAAGUCCAUCUUGGAGUGGUUCAUGUCGUCGAAACCUUUUGAGCCCCAAGAAAACUCAGAGGCGACAUGUUAGUACAGCAGAAGAGACAGUCCAAGAAGAAGAAAGAGAGAUUUACAGACAGCUGCUACAGAUGGUCACAGGGAAACAGUUUUCUGUAGCCAAACCUACCACACAUUUUCCUUUACAUCUGUCUCGAUGUCUUAGUUCCAGUAAGAAUACUUUGAAAGACCCACUGUUUAAAAAUGGAAACUCCUGUGCAGCUCAGAUCAUUGGCUCUGAUACUUCAUCAUCUGGAUCUGCCAGCAUUUUAACUACCCAGGAGCAACUGUCCCACAAUGUAUAUUCCUUAUCAUCUUAUGCCCCAGAUAUUGCAUUUGGAUCCAAAGAUUCUGAGCCUCUUCAUCAACCCCAACAUCAUCACUCUCUUCUAUAUCAGCCAGAUAACUUACCAGCUUCAAAUACACAAUCAGAAGGAUCAGACUCUGUGAUUUUACUCAAAGUGAAAGAUUCCCAGGCUCCAAAUCCCAGUCCUACUUUUUUCCAGGCAGAGCUGUGGAUCAAAGAAUUAACUAGUGUUUAUGAUUCUCGAGCACGGGAGAGAUUGCGCCAGAUUGAAGAGCAGAAAGCACUGGCAUUGCAGCUUCAAAAUCAGAGAUUGCAGGAACAGGAACAUUCAGUACAUGAUUCAGUAGAACUGCAUCUUCGUGUACCUCUUGAAAAGGAGAUCCCUGUCACAAUCACCCAAGAAACAGAAAAGAAAGGUCAUAAGUUAACUGAUAGUGAAGAUGAAUUUCCUGAAAUCACAGAGGAAAUGGAGAAAGAAAUAAAGAAUGUAUUUCGUAAUGGGAAUCAGGAUGAAGUUCUGAGUGAAGCAUUCCGCUUGACCAUUACACGCAAAGAUAUUCAAACUCUAAACCAUCUGAACUGGCUCAAUGAUGAGAUCAUCAAUUUCUACAUGAAUAUGUUGAUGGAGCGAAGUAAAGAGAAGGGAUUGCCAAGUGUGCAUGCAUUUAAUACCUUUUUCUUCACUAAGUUAAAAACAGCCGGUUAUCAGGCAGUGAAACGUUGGACAAAGAAAGUGGAUGUAUUUUCUGUUGACAUUCUUUUGGUGCCCAUUCACCUGGGAGUGCACUGGUGUCUUGCUGUUGUGGACUUCCGAAAGAAGAAUAUUACCUAUUAUGACUCUAUGGGUGGGAUAAACAAUGAAGCCUGCAGGAUCCUCCUGCAAUACCUGAAGCAAGAAAGCAUUGACAAGAAAAGGAAAGAGUUUGACACCAAUGGCUGGCAGCUCUUCAGCAAGAAAAGCCAGGAAAUUCCACAGCAGAUGAAUGGAAGUGACUGUGGCAUGUUUGCUUGCAAAUAUGCUGACUGCAUUACCAAAGACAGACCGAUCAACUUCACACAGCAACACAUGCCAUACUUCCGGAAGCGGAUGGUCUGGGAGAUUCUCCACCGAAAGCUUUUGUGAAGAUGUCUCAGUUACCCGACAUUGACCUUGUGGGGGACCAGCUCUUUGUUGUCUACAGCCAGAGACCUUGGAAACAGCUGCUCCCACCCCUCUGUUCUUGUAAAGCCCUUGAUCCUGGACCAGGCCCUGGCGAGAUGCAUUCACAAGCACAUCUGCCUUUCCUUUUGUAUCUCAGAUACUAUUUUUGCAAAGAAACUUUGGUGCUGUGAAAGGGGUGAGGGACAUCCCUAAGCUGAAGAGAAAGACUGCUUUUCACUUCUUCAGUUCUGCCAUCUUGUUUUCAAAGGGCUCCAGCCUCGCUCAGUCCCUAAUUUGGGGGCCGAGAGAAGCUUGGACAGAUUCCUGGUUUCAUAUAAACUCUUGUUGUUAGGCCUUACUAAGAGGUAGGAAAGGGCAUGGGCAAAAAAGUAGGGAUGAAAACCACCAGCAUAUACACGCACACAUACAUACACGCAGGAUUUUCAAGAUGUGUUGUCAGGAAAGUGACUGUAAACUUGGACUUUGGGCCACAUGCAUAAGUCCCUCUAGGACUUCCCUAUUUAUAUGCCUCUUUGUGAAAUCCAUCUGCUUCUGUACAAGGCUGUUUUAUCAUUUGUAGCUUCCUCUAUCCUGAGGCACAACACAUGAGCCCUGGGUGGACCCCAAAGUCCCAGGCAGUCCUUUCCUUAAAGCAGGGGUUUGCAUGUGCUCACAACACAUGAUAUGGAGAAGACCCACCCAGGGAGCGGUUUAGUGGAGCAACAAAGGCACCACUUUUACUGCCGCCUACUUCUGACCAAGAAGAAGGACCUCAGUCUUUAGCAUAAAAUUCCAGCUUUGGAUGAAUGCAGGUCUAGUUUGGUCUGUGGCUAGUUUAAAUAUGUUUCUAACCACAGGGAAUUUUAUAUAUAUAUAUAUAUAUAUAUAUAUAUACACACACACACACACACACACACAUAUAUGUAUAUGUGUGUAUAUAUAUGUAUAUAUAUAUAUAUAUCAAUCACAGGGAUAUGUGUUUUUUUAAAAGGCUGAAUGUGUUUACCACUUUAGCCUUAGAUUUAUAUCCAUUUUCCAAAUUUAGCUCUAGCACGCACAGAUCCCAGCCCCUAUGUGUAGGGUGUUUGUGGACUUCCUAACAAUAUUUUGAGGCCUGGAUGAACUUUGGCUUAGGGGUAGAGGUUACAGAGGGAGGCAAGAUUUUCAACUGGAAAACGGGUGGAAUUUGGACUGAUCAACUUGAGACUAAAAAACUGCUAUUCCUUUUGUUCUUUCUAGCAUCUCCCCCACCCUCUGAGCGCUCCUCAGGCUAGAUAGUGAAACGAUCCAAUGCCAGUGUCAUUUUGUACUUAAGUUCCAAAAUAGGAACGUUUUAUACUUUUUUCUGUAUUGUAAUAGGUAGUUUUGUAUGAAAUAUUUUCUCUUCUUCCCUUGUACCCCAUCCUUUCCAACAUUGUGCUUUCUCUCUGGGCUUAUUUGAAAAUUUUACUCUGUUUUAUACCAAGCUUGUUUAGUACAUUUUUCUAUGUUUUACCACAGGUUACAAUUUGAAAAGAAAACUAUUUUUUUUAAAUAUUCCAUUGUUAACUGAAUGUUACUGUUUCCACUCCAGCAACCAGAUGUCCUACCUUUUUCAUAACUGCCUGCCUUUUUUGGGGAAGACCACCUUUCUUUCAUUCGUUUGUUCAUUUCCUUCCUUCCUUCCUUCCUUCCUUCCUUCCUUCCUUCCUUCCUUCCUUCCUCCCUCCCUCCCUCCUUCCUUCCUUCCUUCCUUCCUUCCUUCCUUCCUUCCUUCCUUCCUUCCUUCCUUCCUUCCUUCCUCUGUUCCUCCCUUCCCUCCCUUCCCUCCCUCCCUUCCUUCCCUUCCUUCCUCCCCUCCUCCCUUCCUUUCUUGUGUUUUUCUAUAGGAAAUAAAUAGCUUUCUAUUUAUGAGUUGCUGAGACCUUUUCACAUUCUCUUUUAGAAAACUACAGUGUGCAGGCUCAUUGUAGAAUUCCUGCACAUGGAUUCUUGGUACUUAAUGUAUUUCAGUGACAAUUUGAAAGGUGGCAGUAUGGCAUAGAUUUGGACUAUGAAUCAAAAGACCUGAGUUUUUCAGAUGCUCUUGCUAUUGUCUGGGGGACUCAGAACAAGAUAGUUGUCUGUAUUUAUUGUUUGUCCAUUUAGAUAACAACAUCUGUCUUACCUUCCUCACAGACUUUUUGUAUAGACCAAAGCAACAAAUAUUUAUUGCCAUGUAUAACAGAAAAUGAAACAUGCAACAAAAGCACUUUGAAAAAUAUAUAAGGAAUUGUUGAGCCUGUC